Molecule: messenger RNA, 1806 nt
Organism: Penicillium samsonianum
Lineage: Eukaryota; Fungi; Ascomycota; Eurotiomycetes; Eurotiales; Aspergillaceae
Product: serine hydrolase domain-containing protein
Exons: 1
Coding region: 1-1806 (601 amino acids)
Source: RefSeq, a predicted model, not a curated record
AUGCGGCUACCAAAUUAUGUGCUAGCUGGUUUGGUUUGCCUCCCGGCAGCCUUUGCCAAUCUUUUAGGACCGUCAUAUCCUCCUCCCAGGGACUUGUCUAGCAGCCACAGUCGGGUCGCCGCCAGCUGGAAGAACCUGACAUCCCAACUCAACACCGUCCUCGACGGUAACCAGGCCAAAAAGACCAGUGGAGUUUAUGCACUGAAGAACCUCACAUUCUCUGCUGGGUUAUUUUCCACACUUGACCCCAAAGCGAAAGAUCUUCAAUUCCACCACACCGCUAGCGAAGUCGCAAACUCCCCGGUUGGAGUGAAGAAGGUUGAUGGAAACAGCAUUUACAAGGUCGCCAGUGUAUCGAAGCUCUUUACUGUUCUUGCCGGGCUUAUAGAGCUCAAGCCCCGGGACUGGGACCGUUCACUCACCGACAUCUUCCCAUUCUUAGCCGAGCGUGUUCGUAAGCAACACGAUAAGUUCCGACUUGUCUAUGAUGUUCAAUGGGACAAAGUCACCCUCAAAUCCCUUGCGGGCCAGAUGGGCGGCAUACCCCACGGUGCUACAGAGGAAUUCCUACAAACCUUUCUUCUAUACAAGUACCUCGAACGCUCUGAUGACCCCUCGUUGACUGAUCCAAACUUCUACGGUCUUCCACCUCUGAACGAGAGCGACUUGUCGCUAUUGCCAUCCUGUCUGGGUGAACAGACCCAGGGGUGUAACCCAGUCUCCUGGGAUGUGGCAUACGCCCCAAGGCCUCCAGUUUACCUUCCCUGGACAAGCCCUGAGUAUGCAAACGGUGGUUAUAUCUUCCUCGGUCUCGCGAUUUCAAAUCUCACGGGAAAGUCUAUGGAUGAAUGGUAUAGUGAUUCUAUCUUCGAACCUCUGGGUUUGAAGUCGACCUACUCCUCACCCCCUGACAACUCCACCCGCCCCCAUUCCGUCACAUCAGAGGGUCUCGAUGAGCAGUUCGUUCCCAAUGGAGGCGUCACAAACCCAUCUGGUGGGUUGUUUUCUACAACCAACGAUCUCUCCAAGCUUGGUGUCGCCCUCCUGAAUUCCACCCUCCUCCCCUCUGAAAAGACACGGGAAUGGAUGAAGCCCGUCACUCACACCUCAAGUCUCCGCUACUCCGUCGGCUCACCAUGGGAGAUCCACCGAUACAUCCACGCAGGCUCAGGCGUGGUCACCGACCUAUACACGAAGCUUGGCGACUCGGGAUGCUACGGUGGCAUCGUGGUCGUGAUACCUGACUUCAACGCCGGCUUCACUCUCCUCUCAGCUAGCACGCAACCCAGCCGCAGCAGCGAGGCGCUCUUGGCAAUCGACCUUAUCGCCGAUGCCAUUCUCCCAGCCCUUAUGGAGCAAGCCGCGGCAGAAGCAGCGCAGAAAUUCGCCGGCACAUACAAGGCCGAAGACUUCAAUUCGUCGUUGACGCUCACUGUUGUGCCACCUUCCCAGCCCGCGCCUGGCUUGAACAUCACUUCGUGGAUUAGCAAUGGUACAGAUAUCACGGCUUUAGUGCCUAGACUCUUGGGUGAUGUCGGGUCACGACUUGUGCCGUCUAUUGUCUCCGAGCAGGCCAGUGGGGAAAUCGCUUUCCGUGCAUACACUGCUACUCAGGGCAAGGGUCCCGGAGUGGGUUCCUCGUCAAGUCUUUUCUCUCUGUUCUACGAUCUCAACGACUGGACUAUGUUGGACCAGUUGACCUGGGGUGGUAUUGCUACCUCGCUCUUCGUUUUUGAUGUUGAAAAAAAUGGAACUGUCAAGUCAAUAACACCAGGUGCCUACAGAGUGAAGAUGGCGAAGAAGUGA